CCCUUCGCGGGGAUUCGGCGUGGCACAGACCGCUACCUCCCCUCCGUUACCCCGGGAUUUCGCGCCGACAUGGAGCUGCGGGACGGCGAGGUGGAGCCGGCGCCCGCCUCGCUCACCCUGGCUCAGCUCCUGCAGCUGCUCCAGCAGGGCCGCGAGCUCCCGGGCCUGGAGGAACGGCGCAUCACGGCGACCCGGGGCCAGCCCACGGCAUCCGUGCUCCCGCGGAGGCCCAAGCCCUGGGAGGCCGCGGGCUCUUCCGAGUUGUCGCGCACCGCGGGCCCGGCCCCACAGACCCUGCAGGAACCGCCUCGGAGCAGCCCGGCGGGCUCCUGAGGCUCGAGAUCUGGAGAACCUGACCUUGUCCUGCACGGACUUGGCGACACCUGCCACCAAUUCAUCUUUUCCUGCUUUUGCCCUGACCUGCCUCCGCUGGACCGAGUCCUCCUGGGAACUUCAGUGUGGCCAUUCACUCCUGUAUUUCUGAGCCGUGAGCUGCAGUUUUAAGAAACCGCCAUCAUGUAUGAUCCGUCUAUGUAACGGAAGCGACUCCCAGAUUUUAAUAGUGUUCUCAUUUUCAAAACAUAUGAACAGGCCACUCACGGGUUCGAAGCUGCUGAUCUCCUGGCCAGCUUAUUCUGUACCAGGACUGAGCUUGGGAUCUGAAAGGCAUUUGUAAGGAGCUAAUAAAGUUUGGUAAAACUUG
Molecule: messenger RNA, 703 nt
Organism: Jaculus jaculus (lesser Egyptian jerboa)
Lineage: Eukaryota; Metazoa; Chordata; Mammalia; Rodentia; Dipodidae
Gene: Pex39
Product: chromosome 8 C6orf226 homolog
Exons: 1
Coding region: 70-333 (87 amino acids)
Source: RefSeq, a predicted model, not a curated record